AUGUGCUUUGAUCUUACAGAGGAACAGCACUCCUUUGUGGUCGGUCCUCAAGACUUGGUCACUCUGUCCUGCGGAGAUGUAUCUCAGACUAGCUGCUCCAAGACCAUAUGGACCCACCACACACGUGCCAUCCAAUCAAAUGACGACAGGGUUGACCAGACUGCACCAACUACAAACUGCGUCAAAGACUAUGUGAAGGGCAUAGUAGGACCUAAUCCCUUCACAGAAGAAUCACAGUUUGGCCAACAACAAACACAGGAUGUCUUCAAGGUUCUGGUCCAGUCUGGCUCAGUUUACCCUGGUCCAAUGUACCACAGACUAAACCUGACUGAGAACUGUGAACUGCAGAUCAGGAAUGUAGACACAGAAGAUGCUGGGAUUUACAUCUGCAACCAGCUCAACAAAUCUCAGGCCAGCGUGUCCUUCCUGUCCGUGGUGAUAAUUUUCACAGAAUCGAUCCCUGUUCUGACUGUGUUGAUGCUGGUGCUGCGUUCAGUGGAGCUGCUUAUGGCUUCUGUUGUCAUGGUGAUCCUGAUCAGAGGCUUAGAUAACCCAGAAACAGACUGCAACAUGACGGAUUACGCCGAGGAACAGAGGAAUGAGCUAGAGGCCAUUGAGUCCAUCUACCCGGACUCUUUUACAGUUCUUUCAGACAACCCCAUAAGCUUCACAAUCACAGUUACAUCUGAUGCAGGAGAAAACGGAGAAACGGUGGAGACCAUGCUCAAGUUCACGUAUGUGGAGAAUUAUCCAGACGAGGCACCGCUUUGGGAAAUUCAGUCACAGGAAAACUUAGAGGACAUUGACACGAAAGAGAUACUCGCACUACUACAACAACAGGCAGAAGAAAACCUGGGUAUGGUGAUGAUUUUCACGUUAGUCACAGCCGUUCAGGAAAAACUCAAUGAAAUCGUGGACGCUAUGAAAACCAGACGAGAAGAAGAGAAACGGAGGAUAGAGGAGGAGGCAGAGGAAGCGGAGAAGAAAGCCUUCCAAGGCACAGUGGUCACAAUAGAACAUUUUUUGUCCUGGAAAGCAAAGUUUGAGCUGGAAAUGACAGAAAUCAGGAAGAAAAGGCAGAAAGAAGAGGAGCAGACUGGAAAAAUUAAACUUACAGGCAAACAGCUCUUUGAGACGGACCACAACCUCGACACAUCAGACAUCCAGUUUCUUGAAGAUACUGGAAACAACGUGGAAGUAGAUGAAUCAUUAUUCCAGGAUAUGGAGGACUUGGAUUUGGAUGAAGAUGACCCAGACUUUGACCCUUUGGAGAUGGGGAGCGAUGAAGAUUGA
Molecule: messenger RNA, 1293 nt
Organism: Knipowitschia caucasica
Lineage: Eukaryota; Metazoa; Chordata; Actinopteri; Gobiiformes; Gobiidae
Source: the annotation of a GenBank genome assembly